AUGCCGAGGUCUUUCCUGGUGGAUUCGUUGAUUUUAAGGGAGGCCAAUGACAAGGGCAACGAGAACAGCCCGCCGCUGUUCCCGUACGCGGUGCACUCCGGCCACCACCACGCGUUGCCGGGCUCCUGCCACUCCAGGAAGGCAGGGCUGCUGUGCUUCUGCCCACUGUGCAUGGCCGCUUCGCAGCUGCACCCGUCCCCGCCGUCCAUGCCUCUGCUCAAGGCCUCUUUCCCCGCCUUCGGCUCGCAGUACUGCCACUCGGCACUGUCGAGGCACUCCUCAGCCAACGGCGCGCACCUCGGCCACGGCCCGGGGAUUUACCAAGCCACCUACUCCAUGCCCGACCCACGGCAGUUCCACUGCAUUUCCAUCGAAAGUAACAACGCCAAACUUCAGAGCAGCAAGCGCAUGCGCACGGCCUUCACCAGCACGCAGCUUUUGGAGCUGGAGCGCGAGUUCACCUCCAACAUGUACCUGUCGCGGCUGCGGCGCAUCGAGAUCGCCACGUACCUGAACCUGUCCGAGAAGCAGGUGAAGAUCUGGUUCCAGAACCGCCGGGUGAAGCACAAGAAGGAGGGCAAGGGGAGCGGACACAGGGCGGGGGGCACGCACAACUGCAAGUGCUCGUCCGCGCGGUGCUCGGAGGAGGAGGAGGAGGACAGCCCCGUAUCUCCGUCCUCCUCGUCAGAGAAGGACGACGUGGACCUGUCCGUGUCCCCGUGA
This is a messenger RNA of Gadus chalcogrammus (walleye pollock), 723 nucleotides long. It is a transcript of the gene gsx1, whose product is annotated as GS homeobox 1. The record is from RefSeq and is a predicted model, not a curated record. Bases 1 to 723 code for a protein of 240 amino acids. Gene Ontology annotation, cellular component: nucleus. NCBI's taxonomy places the organism in Eukaryota, Metazoa, Chordata, Actinopteri, Gadiformes, Gadidae. The transcript has 2 exons. Gene Ontology annotation, molecular function: DNA-binding transcription factor activity, RNA polymerase II-specific; sequence-specific double-stranded DNA binding. Gene Ontology annotation, biological process: regulation of DNA-templated transcription.